CUCGGAUAAGAACUUCUCAAAACAACUGCAACUUCAGGCAACAGAAUUAUUUGUUUAUAAGUACGGAUCCGUACUUAAUCUGUUUACUCAGAAAACUCUAAUAUAGGUCUUUCUGAAAGCAUCGACAACUUGAAAAUGGCUAGUCUGAAGUUUGGAUUCUCGACAAAUGCGGAGGAAGUCACGGAGCACUGGAAAGACCAGAUUAAGGGCAAAACAAUACUCAUUACGGGCGUCUCCCCCGGGGGCAUAGGUCUCACCACCGCGUGCGCCCUUGCCCCUCACUCCCCAGCUCUCCUCAUCCUGGCUACACGCUCUCAAAGCAAUCUCACCGCAGCCCAAACCGAGAUUGCCAAAGUUGCACCCACAUGCCCAACCAAGCUCCUGACUCUGGACCUUUCAUCCAUAAGGACAGUGCGAACUGCAGCCGCGGAGCUCAACUCCUGGACGGGUGUGCCGAAGAUCGACAUCUUGAUCAACAAUGCCGCCAUAAUGUCGACCCCCUGGGGAAAGAACGAAGAUGGAAUCGAGCAGCAGUUUGGAACUAACCAUAUCGGGACCUUCCUUUUCACUAAUUUGGUCAUGGAGAAGAUUAUUGCAGCUAAGGGCCGGAUUAUCAAUGUUUCAAGUGCAGGCCAUCGCUAUGGGCCCGUGCGUUUUGAGGACUGGAAUUUCCAGGACGGAAAAGAAUACAACCCAGAAGCCGCUUAUGGCCAAUCUAAGACAGCCAACAUGCUCUACGCUGUCGCGCUCGCUUCUAAACUCCAAUCUAAAGGCGUGACAGCGUACAGUCUCCACCCGGGUGUUAUCUACACCAACCUCGGCCGCCAUAUCCCCAUGGAAGUGCUCAAAGCCCGAGGCCUGGUUGAUGAGAACGGAAACAUCAACACGAAUGGGCCGUUCAAGUUCAAAACGCAUUCACAGGGCGCGGCGACGACGGUGGUGGCAGCGCUGGAUCCGACUAUCGCGGAUCGGAGUGGAGCGUAUUUGGCGGAUGCGAGUAUUGAUCAUGAUGAUAAUAUUAGUCCGUAUGCCGUUGACAAAGAUAAUGCGGAGAAAUUGUGGGUGCUGAGUGAGAAGCUGGUUGGGCAGAAGUUUGAGUUUUGAGGGAGUGUAUGGGUUGCUAUGAGGGAGGACAUGACUUCCCGAAUCUUAGAUGUCGUGAUUUCAAUAUAGGGUUUAGAGGAAUUAAGUAUAACUGUAUCUUUAAAUAACGUCUCCUGCGAUCUCUUUAG
This is a messenger RNA of Lindgomyces ingoldianus, 1232 nucleotides long. Its product is annotated as short-chain dehydrogenase. The record is from RefSeq and is a predicted model, not a curated record. Bases 136 to 1104 code for a protein of 322 amino acids. The transcript is spliced from 3 exons. NCBI's taxonomy places the organism in Eukaryota, Fungi, Ascomycota, Dothideomycetes, Pleosporales, Lindgomycetaceae.